AUGGCAGCUAAGAAAUAAAGACCAACUUAAGGUUAGAUGAUGUCAACUUAAGGAGAUGUGCAAUCAGAAAAAUAAAUGAAGUUAGCAGUUGAGUAUUUUUAUUCAAAGGCAUAUAUAAAAAUUAGAUAUAUAAAUUCUAUAAAACAUAUGGAUAGUGAGGUUCAACAAAAGUGUAGUUGCUUUCUAUUUAUUCUAAAUGAUUAAUUUAUAUAUAUUAAGUGA
This is a messenger RNA of Paramecium pentaurelia, 222 nucleotides long. Lineage: Eukaryota; Ciliophora; Oligohymenophorea; Peniculida; Parameciidae. The record is from the annotation of a GenBank genome assembly.